UGCCAAAUGAUACCGUGCCGGCGUGCCCCAUCACAUGCGCACCACGCCACAACAAAGGGAGUCCCUCGAGAAAUCUAACUCGCUACUCCCCAAUACCCGGAUUCCAUGGAGCCGGCGGCCUAUGUGACCAUCCUAUUCCUCUCAUUCCUCUUCCUCUUCUCGCUCCUCGGCCACCGCCACCGCAAGAUCAAUGGCGAGAACAAGAGAAUGCAGCGGCUGCCACCGAGCCCUCCCGCCAUCCCGGUCCUCGGCCACCUCCACCUCCUUGGGAAGCCGAUCCACGCCGCGCUCGCGCGCCUCGCCGAGCGCUACGGGCCGGUGUUCUCCCUCCGGCUCGGCUCGCGGGAGGCCGUGGUGGUGUCCUCCGCCGCCUGCGCCAGGGAGUGCUUCACCGAGCACGACGUGUGCUUCGCGAACCGCCCACGCUUCCCCUCGCUGCUGCUCGUCUCCUUCGGCGGCGCCACGCUCCCGAUGUGCGGCUACGGGCCCUACUGGCGCAACCUCCGCCGCGUGGCCACGGUGCAGCUCCUGUCCGCGCACCGCGUGAGCUGCAUGCUCCCCACCAUCUCCGGCGAGGUGCGCGCGAUGGCGCGGAGGAUGUACCGGUCCGCCGAGGCCGCCCCCGGCGGCGCCGCGAGGGUGGAGCUGAAGCGGCGGCUGUUCGAGGUCUCCCUCAGCGCCCUGAUGGAGACCAUCGCGCGGACGAAGACGUCCCGCGCCGAGGGCGAGGCGGACGCCGACACGGACAUGUCCCCGGAGGCCCAGGAGCUGAUGAAGGCGCUGGACGUGUUCAUCCCGCUCCUCAGCGCGGCCAACAUGUGGGACUACCUGCCGGUGCUGCGGUGGUUCGACGUGUUCAGCGUGAGGAGGAAGAUCCUGGCCGCGGUGCGCGCGAGGGACGCGUUCCUACGGCGGCUCAUCGACGCGGAGCGGCGGCGGCUGGACGACGGCGAGGAGAGCGAGAAGAAGAGCAUGAUUGGCGUGCUGCUCUCGUUGCAGAAGUCGGAGCCGGAGGUCUACACUGAUACCACCAUCAUGGCUCUGUGCUCGAGCAUGUUCAGCGGGGGAGCCGAGACGACGGCGACGGCGGCGGAAUGGGCGAUGUCCCUGCUGCUCAACCACCCGGAGGCGCUGACGAAAGCGCGGGCGGAGAUCGACGCGUCCGUGGGGACCUCCCGCCUGCUCGGCGCCGACGACGUGCCGCGCCUCGGCUACCUCCGGUGCAUCCUCAGCGAGACCCUCCGGCUGUACCCGGUCGUGCCGACGCUGAUCCCGCACGAGUCCACCGCGGACUGCGCCGUCGGCGGCUGCCGCGUGCCCGGCGGCACGAUGCUGCUCGUCAACGUGUACGCCAUCCACAGGGACCCGGCGGCGUGGGCGGACCCGGCGGCGUUCAGGCCGGAGCGGUUCGAGGGCGGCGGCGCCGACGGGCUCUUCAUGAUGCCGUUCGGGAUGGGGCGGCGCAAGUGCCCCGGGGAGGCCCUCGCGCUGCGGACGCUGGGGCUGGUGCUGGGGACGCUGAUCCAGUGCUUCGACUGGGGCACCGUCGGCGGCGCCGGCGAGGUCGACAUGGCCGAAGGGGUUGGGAUCACGCUCCCGAGGGCUGUCCCUCUGGAGGCCAUGUGCAGGCCGCGCCAGUGUAUGGUUGGUGUCCUCCGGGAGCUGUGAGCUUUCCGUAAUGGUAGUAAGCUUGAUUCGAAGACGAACCAUUGAUACCGUGGGCUUUGUAACAAUGCAAGUUUUCUUCUUCAGUGGAGCCGAAGCAUCUACGUGCGCGCCCGGCCUGCAACAUAUUUGGUUUCUAGCCUCCGGAUAGCCCGAUAAAAAUUUCUUUUAUUCUUCGUUAGAUUGGGCCUAAUCAGCGAAAGCAGGCCCAAAAAGGACUAACCAUUCGGCUCUCAAAAAACAACGUAGCGAGCAAUACAGUUUGGGCUUCUGGCCCAAAACAAAUGUGAGGCCUGUGAUAGUUAGGCUGCCAUUUUACAAUUUUACACCCUCUUUUGCCUUCGAAGCAGAGUAAAAACCGACUUAAAAAAUAAACAGAGAACGUCCUUUUAUAUGAGGACGGCUUUUCCAUGGUCCUUUCGGAGUCACUGGUUCCUUGCCUAGCCUUUUGGAACCACUGGCCGACCGGCGACUCUGGUCCUGUCAAGCUGCUUCGCCCAAAA
Messenger RNA from Panicum hallii, 2168 nucleotides. RefSeq names its product isoflavone 2'-hydroxylase-like. The record is from RefSeq and is a predicted model, not a curated record. Bases 106 to 1668 code for a protein of 520 amino acids. NCBI's taxonomy places the organism in Eukaryota, Viridiplantae, Streptophyta, Magnoliopsida, Poales, Poaceae. The transcript is spliced from 2 exons. Gene Ontology annotation, molecular function: heme binding; monooxygenase activity; iron ion binding.